This is a messenger RNA of Pistacia vera, 651 nucleotides long. RefSeq names its product putative germin-like protein 2-1. NCBI's taxonomy places the organism in Eukaryota, Viridiplantae, Streptophyta, Magnoliopsida, Sapindales, Anacardiaceae. Gene Ontology annotation, cellular component: cell wall. The transcript has 2 exons. The record is from RefSeq and is a predicted model, not a curated record. Gene Ontology annotation, molecular function: manganese ion binding. The coding region runs from base 1 to 651 and encodes 216 amino acids.
AUGGCCUCACAUAAUAUUUUCUUGUUUGGCCUCCUCGCUCUUUCUUUCUCCCUUGUGUUGGCAGCAGAUAACAAUCCUCUAUUUGAUAUUUGUGUGGCAGACCCAACAAGUCCAGUGACGGCGAGCGGGGCAGUCUGUAAGGAUUUGAAGCUGGUUCAUGAAAAUGAUUUCUUCUACACCGAACUUCACAAACCUGGAAACAUAUCAAGCCCUCUAGGCUCAAAGGUAACCCUCUUGAAUGCCCAACAUAUUCCAGGGCUCAACUCUCUCGGCAUCUCUUUUGCUCGCAUCGACUUCCGGCCUGGUGGAAUCAACCCUCUUCACCUUCACCCUCGUGGCUCCGAGAUCCUUACCGUCAUCGAAGGCACCCUCGAAGUCGGAUUUGUGACCUCAAGCCCCGAGUAUCGUCUCUUCACAAAGGUUCUCCAGAAGGGUGAUGUGUUUGUCUUCCCAAUUGGCCUGGUCCACUAUCAAAAAAACCCAAAGAAAGUUCCCGCUGUUGCGUAUGCAUCUCUCAAUAGCCAAAACCCUGGCUCUGUUCAACUUGCAAACACUGUGUUCGGAUCUACACCUGAGAUUAACACUGACAUUCUCGGGGAGGUGUUCCAGCUCGAUAAGAAAGUUAUCAGUCACGGUCAAAUGAAGUUCUAA